This is a messenger RNA of Uranotaenia lowii, 1573 nucleotides long. It is a transcript of the gene Yod1, whose product is annotated as ubiquitin thioesterase OTU1. NCBI's taxonomy places the organism in Eukaryota, Metazoa, Arthropoda, Insecta, Diptera, Culicidae. Gene Ontology annotation, biological process: protein deubiquitination; endoplasmic reticulum unfolded protein response. The record is from RefSeq and is a predicted model, not a curated record. Gene Ontology annotation, molecular function: protein binding; cysteine-type deubiquitinase activity. The transcript is spliced from 3 exons. Gene Ontology annotation, cellular component: nucleus; cytosol. The coding region runs from base 193 to 1143 and encodes 316 amino acids.
UUUAUUUUUAUUUAUACUUUGGCUUGGUGAUUCAAAAUAAGCCAAACUUCAAAUUUUCUUUAGAAAAAUCGAAAUUAUCCAUCUAAAAAAUUACAUUACCACUUGUUAAGGCCUGUGUUCGUGAAAUUUAAAUUUACCGCAAAUACCUCAUCGGAGUGGGGAAGUUCCAACUUGCUUGGUAAAGGCAGAAUAAUGGGUCGUUAUACAUUGAAGCUGAAAACCAAAACUGGCCAGCAGCACAUUGUCAGCAAUCUGGAACCGAACACAACGGUUCAAUCGUUGAAGGAUCGUAUCACGGAGCUGACCACGAUUCCGACUGAAGGGCUACAUGUGGUGCUAGGCUUUCCGCCCUUCAGGCAGCUUGAUCUGAGUCAAAACGAGGCCUUGAUAUCGACCAUCGGAAUCACCAAUGGCGAUACGCUGAUCGUCGAGGAGAAGCUGCUCAGCGAGGAGGAACGCCAGCAGCUGGCCAAAGCAAAACGGAUGCAGGAGGACGAAAAACUGGCUCGAGAGCUGGCCGCCCAGGGCGAAGAGGGAUCCGGCAUUCUGAUGAAGCAGGUCGUGCCGAGCGAUAAUUCCUGCUUGUUCACUAGCAUCGGAUUUGUUUUAACCGGUAAAGUGGAUCCGGAAAGUAGUCAGUACAUGCGCCAAAUUAUCGUCUCGACCGUGAAUGCCGACAAGCAGGAGUACAACGAAGGCAUUCUAGGUCGACCGAACGAGGAGUACUGUGCUUGGAUUUUGCAGCCGGACUCGUGGGGUGGCGCGAUUGAAGUUUCGAUCCUGUCAGCAUAUCAUGGGAUAGAAUUCGACGUCGUGGACAUCACCAAUGCCAUUAUCAUUCGAUUCGGCGAGGACAGAAACUAUGGCAUGCGAGCGUUCUUGCUUUUCGAUGGCAUCCACUAUGAUCCAUUGUAUCUAGAAUCGACCUCGGGUGAACCACCGAAAACUAUCUUCCCGAUCGAGGACCAGGCUGUGUACAUGCAGGCCGAGCAGCUGGCCCAGGAGGCAAAAUCUUCCCGUCAGUUCACCGACGUCAACAAAUUCACCCUGCGCUGCAUCGAUUGCGAUUGCAUGCUCAAGGGCCAGGUGGAGGCUCAGCAGCACGCUAAAAAGACUGGUCACGUCAACUUCGGGGAGGUUUGAGGUUCGAGUUGAUUAGCAAACGAACGUUUCGAUCUGUCGAGCAUUUGUAGAAAUUUGUAUACCUCCUAUAUAGAUUUUUAUUCCCAAAUAGAAUACCUCUGGCCGAAACCACACACUUCGAAUAAAUGGACCUCCUGUUGAGGGUUCGAUCGAUUUCAACUGCUAGUAGUCAAACGUGGUUUUCGGAUGAAUCAAACCCGGUUUCGGUAUUGACUCAAAAUAUAACAAAUAUUAAUAGCUUUUAUCACAUGUUGAGGUAACAUUAGGUGCGAAUCUUCGACUUUGCUUGAGCUAGUUUAUAUUUCUUUUUUUUUUUCUUUUGGACUGAGUGAACUUCUGAAAUCAUGCAAUUGAAAAUGCAUGGAAAAUAAAAUUAAUAAAUUUUUGUGUAACGUUAACAUAGGCGUUUAAUAAAUUCACAUCAAAGCAA